Molecule: messenger RNA, 425 nt
Organism: Mytilinidion resinicola
Lineage: Eukaryota; Fungi; Ascomycota; Dothideomycetes; Mytilinidiales; Mytilinidiaceae
Exons: 2
Source: RefSeq, a predicted model, not a curated record
CUUCGAGAUUUCAGCCGCCCUAAAGUUCAACAUUUCUUCUGCAAUGCAAACUCAUCUACUCCUGGCAUCGCCGUAAUCACUGAAGCCCAACAUGGCAGACCCAUUGUCAAUCGCGGCUUCUAUCUGUGGGAUCGCAUCUCUUGCAAAGACGGUCGUAAGCAAAGGAUACAAGUACGUCAAGGCUGUCAAAGAUUAUCGUGAAGAUGUUAGCAGGCUCUUUCUUGAAGCCAACAUUCUCUGCGGCGUCUUGGAUCGACUAAGCAGGAUGCUUGAAGAAGGUGAGGAAGACGAAGAUGAGGAUCAGAUUACCAGCAGAAUUUCGGGGAUCCCGAAUUAUGUCCUAGUGUGUCAAAAGACUCUGAACGAGAUUCUUCGUGUUCUCAACGGCUUCGAGAGAAAAGCAGUGACUGCCAACCAAGGUGCGG